AGCCGCGGCGGCGGGCGCGGCGGCAGGGUUGAGGAGGCGCAUGCGUGCUGGCGGCUUUGAGACGGGGAGGAGGUGCAGGGAGGAGGGGAGGCAGCUUCUCCCCAUUUAGCAGUGAGGGAGCGGCCGCGGCGCUUUCGGCUACCAGUGCGGGAUAAGCCGGGCGGUCGCAGGGGACUGUUCGAGGGGGGUGGGGGGAGCUACUGUAGCUGCAGCCACCGCUCCUUGCUCCUCCUCUGUGAAGCGCCCUCUACCCCGCCCUUUCCCCGCCCGGGACCGAGUCUGGUGGCCACAAAAUGGCGGAUGGGGAGCUGAACGUGGACAGCCUCAUCACCCGGCUGCUGGAAGUACGAGGAUGUCGACCUGGGAAGAUUGUUCAGAUGACUGAAGCAGAAGUUCGGGGCUUGUGCAUAAAAUCACGGGAAAUAUUUCUUAGCCAGCCUAUUCUUCUGGAACUGGAGGCCCCUCUGAAAAUUUGUGGUGAUAUUCAUGGUCAGUAUACAGACUUGCUUCGAUUAUUUGAAUAUGGAGGAUUCCCACCAGAAGCUAAUUAUCUUUUCCUUGGAGAUUAUGUAGACAGAGGCAAACAGUCUCUGGAAACCAUUUGCCUAUUACUGGCAUAUAAAAUCAAGUAUCCAGAAAACUUCUUUCUCUUAAGAGGAAAUCACGAGUGUGCUAGCAUCAACCGGAUCUAUGGAUUCUACGAUGAAUGCAAGCGGAGAUUUAACAUUAAGCUGUGGAAGACCUUCACAGACUGUUUUAACUGUCUGCCUAUUGCAGCCAUUGUGGAUGAGAAGAUCUUCUGUUGUCAUGGAGGACUGUCUCCAGAUCUCCAGUCAAUGGAACAGAUCCGGAGAAUUAUGAGACCUACAGAUGUUCCUGACACAGGCUUGCUGUGUGACCUGUUGUGGUCUGACCCAGACAAAGAUGUGCAAGGUUGGGGUGAAAAUGAUCGUGGCGUCUCUUUCACUUUCGGUGCUGAUGUGGUCAGUAAAUUUCUGAACCGUCAUGAUCUGGAUUUGAUCUGUCGAGCUCACCAGGUGGUUGAAGAUGGAUAUGAAUUCUUUGCUAAACGGCAGUUGGUCACGCUGUUCUCGGCUCCAAAUUACUGUGGAGAAUUUGACAAUGCAGGGGGCAUGAUGAGUGUGGAUGAAACUCUAAUGUGUUCCUUUCAGAUAUUGAAACCAUCUGAAAAGAAAGCCAAGUACCAGUAUGGUGGACUGAAUUCUGGGCGUCCAGUCACUCCACCUCGGACAGCUAAUCCGCCGAAGAAGAGGUGAAGAAAGGAAUCAUGUAGACACGCCACCAGAUCUGUCAAGGACAAAACUCCAUAUUACAGUAUAUAAUAAGUGUGCACUGUAAAACCAUCCAGCCAUUUGACACCCUUUAUGAUGUCACACGUUUAACUUAAAAGAGACGGGUAAAGGAUCUUUAUUGAUUUAUUUUUCUUUUCCUCCUAGUAGAAAGAUGUGCGACGCUGUAUUGUAACAAGUAUAUCUCCAACUUCUAACAUCCAACAUACAGUAAAAACAAAAUUAGGGAAAA
Dryobates pubescens (Downy woodpecker) is the source of this 1542-nucleotide messenger RNA. RefSeq names its product protein phosphatase 1 catalytic subunit beta (gene PPP1CB). Gene Ontology annotation, cellular component: cytoplasm; nucleus. Gene Ontology annotation, biological process: circadian regulation of gene expression; regulation of circadian rhythm. The record is from RefSeq and is a predicted model, not a curated record. The coding region runs from base 294 to 1277 and encodes 327 amino acids. Gene Ontology annotation, molecular function: protein serine/threonine phosphatase activity. Lineage: Eukaryota; Metazoa; Chordata; Aves; Piciformes; Picidae. The transcript is spliced from 8 exons.